This is a messenger RNA of Exophiala spinifera, 1821 nucleotides long. RefSeq names its product lysine-tRNA ligase. Gene Ontology annotation, molecular function: ATP binding; lysine-tRNA ligase activity; tRNA binding. Gene Ontology annotation, cellular component: cytoplasm; cytosol. The record is from RefSeq and is a predicted model, not a curated record. The transcript has 2 exons. Bases 1 to 1821 code for a protein of 606 amino acids. Gene Ontology annotation, biological process: lysyl-tRNA aminoacylation. NCBI's taxonomy places the organism in Eukaryota, Fungi, Ascomycota, Eurotiomycetes, Chaetothyriales, Herpotrichiellaceae.
AUGGCAGACGCAAAUACUUCGCUUGCGCAGGAAACUGCAAACCUGCACCUCGACGAGGUCACCGGCGAAAGAGUCUCCAAGUCAGAAUUGAAGAAGAGACAGAAGCAAAGACAACAGGAGGAAAAGAAGAAGGAGAGGGCCGCCGCUGCACCUCCCAAGCCUGAAAAGAAGGCCGCGAGCGCGGAAAUGGACGAAAGCAACCUCAAUCCCAAUCAAUACUUCGAGAUCCGGAGUGGACGAGUCAACCGCAUGCGAGAAACCAAGGACCCAAACCCUUAUCCUCACAAGUUCCAAGUCAAUACCGACAUCCCCAAGUUCCUCGCAGAAUAUGCCGACCUCAAGCCCGGCGAGCAGAAGAAGGAUGUGGAGAUUCGAGUCGCUGGCAGAGUCUACACGAAGAGAACAUCUGGCUCCAAGCUGGUCUUUUACGACAUCAGAGGAGCAGGCACCAAGGUUCAAAUCAUGUGUCAAGCACAAGAGGUCAAGAGCGAUGUCAGUUUCGAAGCACAACACGAACACCUCCGUCGAGGCGAUAUCAUCGGCAUUGUGGGAUUCCCAGGUCGGACAUCGCCCAAGAACAGACCCAACGACGGCGAACUGUCCGUCUUUGCAACAGAAGUCACCCUCCUUACGCCCUGCCUGCAUCAAAUCCCUUCGGAACAUUUUGGUCUCCAAGACGUCGAAACUCGCUUCCGCCAACGAUAUCUCGACUUACUUAUCAACGACCGCUCCCGUAAGAUCCUCCUCACCCGAGCCAAGAUCGUCUCAUACAUUCGCAACUACUUCGACUCGAAUGGCUUCGUCGAGGUUGAAACGCCCAUGAUGAACUCAAUCGCAGGCGGUGCCACGGCCAAGCCCUUCAUCACGCAUAUCAACGAGUACGACACGGACAUGUUCAUGCGUAUCGCCCCAGAGCUGUAUCUCAAGAUGCUCGUGGUUGGCGGCAUCGAGCGUGUGUACGAACUCGGCAAGCAAUUCCGCAACGAAGGUGCCGAUCUCACGCACAACCCCGAGUUCACGACCUGCGAAUUCUACGAGGCCUACGCGGACGUCUACGACGUCAUGGACCGCACCGAAGAGCUUGUGUCUGGACUCGUCAAGGAGGUCACUGGCGGGCACAAGACGACCUUCCACACCCAGUCUGGCGAGACAUACGACGUGGACUGGUCGCGUCCCUGGAAGCGUAUUGAAAUGAUCCCUGCCCUCGAAGAAGCGACGGGCGAGAAGUUCCCACCCGGUGACCAGCUCCAUACCGCCGAGACCAACGAGUUCUUCAAGCGUCUCUUGAAGAAGGUCAAUGUCGUGUGCCCGCCGCCCGAGACCAACGCUCGUAUGCUCGACAAGCUGGUCGGCGAGUUUAUUGAGGAGAAGUGCAUCAACCCGACCUUCAUCACGGGUCAUCCGCAGAUGAUGUCUCCAUUGGCCAAGUACCAUCGCUCCCAAGCCGGCAUCUGCGAGCGGUUCGAGGCCUUUGUGUGCAAGAAGGAGAUUGUCAACGCAUACACCGAGUUGAACGACCCGUUCGACCAGCGCCUGCGAUUCGAGGAGCAAGCCCGCCAAAAGGCCCAAGGCGACGACGAGGCGCAAAUGGUCGACGAGAACUUCUGCACGGCCCUCGAGUUCGGUCUGCCUCCAACGGGUGGCUGGGGCAUGGGUAUCGAUCGGAUGGUCAUGUUCUUGACCGACAACUACACUAUCCGCGAGGUGCUGGCGUUCCCGUUCAUGAAGGAAGAGAAGAACACUGGAACGGACAAGCAAUUUGCUGCCGAAGUGGUCGGGAUCGAGCCAAUGCCCGAAGAGGAUGUGAGCGUUGCUCAUUGA